AUGCAGAUGCAGGCUGGACCCAUUGUCAUUGGCUCCUUCAACAUCAUUGAGGCCUCGAAAGGCAAACAGAAGAUUUGUGUGAAAAAGGAAGCUAAGGAGCAGGUUGAGAUUGUCAACUCCUCAGAAGUACCUCUUGUGAUCGGCGAUCACAAUAUGCUGGAGGUGGGAGUCAAGGUUCUGGGAGAGGGAGGUCAGCGCAUGGGAGAUGGAAACCUGCUGGAGCCGGGAAGCUUGGAUAAGAAGCUCUAA
Durusdinium trenchii is the source of this 249-nucleotide messenger RNA. Lineage: Eukaryota; Dinophyceae; Suessiales; Symbiodiniaceae. The record is from the annotation of a GenBank genome assembly.